AUGACUGCCGAAGACAAUAAUUUUUGUAAAAUAAUAAAGAAUACAAAAUCAGAUGACCAAGCUAUUGAUGUGGUGAUGAACGACAAUAUGAUUUUAAGAAGGAAAUAUAAAAAUAAUCUGACGUCAAAUGCAAAUCAUCCCAAAACAUUGGGAUUUACAUUAAACGCGGCGGAAUUAAAAGGUGACACGCCAGGUUGGCUGGCAAAAACAUUUCUUGUUAAAUAA
Messenger RNA from Clunio marinus, 225 nucleotides. Lineage: Eukaryota; Metazoa; Arthropoda; Insecta; Diptera; Chironomidae. The record is from the annotation of a GenBank genome assembly.